Messenger RNA from Gigantopelta aegis, 1528 nucleotides. Its product is annotated as phosphatidylinositol transfer protein 3-like. The record is from RefSeq and is a predicted model, not a curated record. NCBI's taxonomy places the organism in Eukaryota, Metazoa, Mollusca, Gastropoda, Neomphalida, Peltospiridae. The transcript is spliced from 5 exons. Bases 284 to 1333 code for a protein of 349 amino acids.
UGUGUAGCAGACGACACAGAAUUAGCGCCAGUGUUUUGUUGUUGACGCUGGGAUGGCGGGCUAUUAACUCGAUAAUGCCAGUAGUUGGUAUACUAUUGACUUCUGCGCUUACAGUUUGAACUUGUAAUGUCGUUAGUGAAAGUGGAUUACAAACAGCGUCUGGUCCGUCUCUUCUUCACGUGUUGUAUUUGUUAAGUUGAAGGGACCUGAAGGUUUAUCGGUUCUUGAGGAGUAAUACUUAGAAGGCGGGAGAGCGAAGAUCUUGGAGUUGGCGUUGUCAGACAUGGCUUCGGAAAAGGAGCAGUUGAUUUCCGAGUUGAGGCGGAGAAUAAGCAAUGUGGAGCCUCUACCCGAGGAACCAGACUUCGCCACGUCAGAAGAAACUCUUGCACGAUAUCUGAAGUCACGUGACUGGAAACUAGACGAAGCGGAGAAGCUGCUAAGAAACACGAUAGAAUAUCGCCGGAAGACCCGCCCACUGCACAGUGACUGUGUCUGGUGCCAUGACAGGCCGGGCUAUCAUUCAAUGAGACAAGUCGGUUUUGACGAGGUUGGCCGACCAGUUAUUUAUUCCAACUUUGCUCAAGCGGCAACUCACCGAAACACAAUGGAGGACUCCAUUUGUCACGUGAUAUAUCUUAUUGAAAAUGCAAAGAUCACCAUGAAGCCGGGCAUAUCAACAUGGGUGUUCAUUAUAGAUUGCACCGGUAUGACGUUAAAUUCAUGUAACCCCAAAUUAGGCUACGGCGUAACCCAGAUUCUGGCCAAUCACUAUCCGGAGAGACUGGGCAUGGUACUCUGUAUUAACCACAGCCCUGUAUUCCACGGAGUAUGGAAAGCCAUCAAGGUCUUCUUACACCAAAAUACCGUCGUCAAAAUGAAAAUGAUCAGAUCAAAACGGAAAAUAGCGCAGACUUUUUCCAAGUAUUUUUCAGACGAACUUUCGGACUGGAUGCUAGCGGAAAUAAAAGUCAAUAAACAGAGACCUCUGCCAAGGUCGCAGGCGUGUUUUUGGAAUGGCCCAAGCGACACAGGAAGUCAUGAUCCUCGAGGAUGUCAGUCAUAUGUUGCUCAAUUUAUCGAGACUUUCCCAUUGAAUAGCAGAGUUCCCAUGAAGCGGGUCCACAAGCCUCACCCCAAUAUAGUAGACAGUCUGGCCGGAAACGUGGAAAUAGUGCAAGCCUCACCCGAUGAAAUCCGAGAGCGCACGCGCGCUGAAACGGAAGCAGUCACCUGCAGCGAUAGUGAUGACGAAAUACAAGAUGGCGAACACGACUUAACUAUCUCAGAAGAGUUUCAAAUACCACACGACGCGGUACAUCUCAGCACAUGAUGCUAGCUGACGUAUAAGGAGACAUCCUGUCACGUGAUCAUUAUUCCGGGGUCGAACUGUUCAUUAUCACGGAAGUCAUCAGAGCUAGCCUGUGAUUAAAACUGAAGAGGAAAAAAGCGCAAUAAUGUAUAGAUGAUUUAAUCAAUGAUUUUUCGUCAAUUAAAACAAGUGAAGAUAUAAAAUGAUGUUACCGUG